UGUUCCUCAUAAAAACAAAAAAUUAAUAAACAUUAAAUAUGUUUAAUUGUUUUAUUGAAUAAUUUUUUGUGUAAUAUUUGACUUGCUAUAACAUAUUUCUCAGAAAUUUGUAUAUGAAGUGCCUACAAUUGUUGGUAUGAUUUUAAAUUAGUCCAACUUCAAAAGGUUUGGGAAGCACUGCUCUGUAGGAUCGCGGUGAGACCGACAACAGAGGCAGGAACACGGAAGUACCCCGAGAAAACCUGCCCGCACACAGAGUCCGUCUCGCAGUGAAACAUCGCAGCUUGAUCCCAGCCAGGAACUGAACUUGUCGCCAGGUUCGAAGGUGCGCAGUCUCAUCGUUCCACCACCGCAGCCUCCACGUCAAUGACGUAAGUGUGGUGACUCCAUGUAACGCCACAGUGCUGGAAGCCACGACACUUCGAGGAUCCCGUGGCAGCAUGAGUCCGCGGUGGUUUGCCUUUGCCUGUCGUGGUAGUGUGGAGAUAAAGAGUCGACGCAACACACAGUCCUCACAGUCCUGGGCCUGAGAAGGAAAUCUUCCAUGAGUGUACAGAUCCCAAAUCUCGAUGGGAAUCGAACCUGAAACUUUUGGCACACCAGCCUGAAAGUUCGCACCAGCGGACCAAAUGGCCGGACACAUUUCAAUAACUAGGCACAAAUCACACAUAAAACUAUUUUUAAUAUACUCUAAUUAUGUCAUGUAAAGUUUUUACUCAUGCCGGCAUACCUACUGUGGUAAAAUUUUCACUGGGGAAAGAAGUAAGUAAGGAAGAAGAAAGAGAUGCACAGAUCACUUGUUAGGGGCACUAGUUCAUUUCACAAGCAGAGUCAUUGAGAGAAACUAGGGCCUGGGGACAAAUAAUUUCAUUGGGUCCCCUCCUCAUUACUUGAAGUGCAAAUUUUCAAAACCAACAUUGAAAAAAAAUAUAUAUUUUUUUUUGUUUUUCCUUAACUGUUACUGUAGCUAUAUCUGUAAACUUUACCACCUGUGGCUAUCACAUAAAUGCUAAGGUUUCCAAUGGAUUCUGUUAGCAAUAAAUUUGUAAUUUUCAUCCAACUAUCUGCAUAAAAGCAUGCAUUAAAAACUAUCUCGCAACUCAACUGGGCCUCCCUUGUGUGCAUCCCCCCUCCCCUCAUUAUUCAAUGGCCCUUUUCACCAGUCUUAAUGGAGGCUUAGUCAAACCAACAACCAUUUUCAUUUUUUUACAUCAUGUGCACACAUUAAAUUAAGCAGUCUACUUUUACCAAGUAGGCUAAAAUUAUUCACAGGCAAAACUAUUCUGUUGAAGAUAACAUCUGUAGGGUUAUUAGUUAGGUAUUUGGUUAAAUUCUAUACUCAAAAAAUAAAACAUUUAGAAUUAUAAAGUUUUUUUUUUUGUGAGUUCUGGCUAAUUUUGAUUACAGUUGUAAUUUAGCUUCUUAAAUGAUUGAUCACAUUUAUUGUGGAAUGAAACGACCAGUCCGCCUGGUUGAUAAACGAGGCACCGUUGCCGGACGAUAUCUGUGCUGGUUCUUUAUCUCUGUGAGAGUUCUAGAUAAAGGCCCGUAUCUGUCAGAUGGAGGAGUUAACAGCGGCAUUAGUCACGCCGCGCGGGCUGCCUGGUGUGAAAUGCAACCUUCAGGCGCCCGUGCUCACUGCGGACACGCCUAUCACGCUGCGUAGUCCGCGCCGCCCUGCACGGACUGUUUGGUGAGUCCGGCGCCGGCUGUGUGCUUUCUGUCCGUGCAUCACUGCUCUCUGUGGGAGCUCACAGGCUCGCCGACGUGCAACGACGCGCGAGGACGGCAUCAUGGCCUCCAGAGCCAUCCAGAUCCUGCAGACCCAGGACAACACCGUGACGCACUUCAACCGGGACGCCCUGCAGGCCAUCUUCACGCUCGACGAGGUCCGGGACAAGCACGUUGUGAUCGUGUCCAUAUCGGGCAUCUUCGGCAAGGGGAAGUCCUUCCUGCUCAACUACAUGCUGCGCUACUUGUACAACCAUUGCAGCUCCCAGUGGCUGGACGACAAGGACGUGCCGCUGGAGGGCUUCUCGUGGGGCGCGCACAGCAAGCGCGAGACCACUGGCCUGCUCAUGUGGUCGCAGCCGUUCCUCAUCACCGUGCCCAGCGGGGAGCAGGUGGCGGUGAUCCUCAUCGACACGCAGGGCACGUUCGACAUCGAGACGAUCGUCCAGGAGUGUGCGACCGUCAUCAGCCUCAGCCUGCUCAUCAGCUCCGUGCAGAUAUUCAACCUGUCGCGCAACAUCACCGAGAACGACCUGCAGCACUUGCUGCUCUUCACGGAGUACGCCCGCCAGCCGCUGGGGGACGACUGCGACCGGCCCUUCCAGACCCUGCAGCUGCUGGUGCGCGACUGGGCGACCCCGCACCUCGCCCUGUUUGGCCCCGACGGGGGGCAGCAGCUGUUCGGCCAGCUCAUGAAGACUAAUGUGCAGCAAACUGAAGAGGCACAGUGGAUGAGAAACAGGAUACGCUCAUCCUUCAGUAAGAUAUCCUGUUACCUGAUGCCGCAUCCCGGCAAGAAAGUGACCAUCGAAGAGAAUUACAACGGGAAGAUUGCAGACGCGCGGCCGCAGUUCAGGGAUCAGCUGGCGAGGCUGGUGCCCCUGCUGCUGUCCCCGGAGAGCCUGCAGGGCUCCAUCAAGGUGUCCCAGGGCCGCCCGAUCACGGCCGGCGAGCUGUGCCAGCUCUUCGAGGCCUAUGUCGACUUCUUCAGCAGCCGCCAGCUGCCCGUGGCCAAGCCCACCUCCGCGGCCGCAGCGGACGUUCGCAACUUGAAGGUGGUGUCGCAACUCGCCGAGGUCCAGUUCAGGUUCCUGAGCAUUAUGUUCCGCGGCGCCGAGAGCUGCUACAUCGACCCGGACUACGUCGGCAGCAUCGACGACACGGUGAAAGCUGUCAUCUUGAAGAUGUUCAGCGACGAGCGCUGCAUCGGAGGUCCCGAGCUGGCACAGAAGCACAAGGAGAAACUGGAACAGACGAUGGACCUGCAGUCGGCGAGCCUGCAGAGCAGCACGGCCGAGCUGGAGCUGAUGUCUGAGGGCGUCUGCGGCGACGUGCUGGCCAGCCUGAGGGCCAGCCUGCACGGCGCGGCCGGCGACACGGAGGAGGCCACGGCGACCCUGGAGGGCAUCGGCGCGGCGCUGGCACGCUACGACGCGGAGGGCAGGCUCGCCCUCAGGCUGGACGGCGCGGACGAGGCCGUGCGGGAAGCCGUGCAGGCAGGCCGGCGGCUGGCCGAGGACGACGGCCGGUUCACGGACCUGGUGGAGGACCUGUGCGCAGCGCUGGAGCGGGACUCGGGCGCGGCGUCGCGCCAGGCCGCGGCCAAGAUCGAGGGCCUGGGCGUGGCGCUGGCCGUGCUCAGCGCCGGGGACCGCCGCGACGCGCACAGGCUCUCGGCCGACGAGAUCGACGCGCUGUACGCCAAGGUGGAGAAGGGGCGGCUCCAGCGCCCGUCCGCACGGCCGGACCUCGUCUCGCGCCUCACGCCGCGCGAGAUGCGCGUGCUCAAGGUCAAGAAGAACAUAGCCAUGGUGUUCCCUUUCUACAACUUCUGAAGUGGCAACCCACCAACACUUGACUUACAAAGAUGUCUAUGAGGCUUCAUGGUAGGCAGGGGCGCAACAACAAGGAGGGGGGGGGGGCAAGGGU
This is a messenger RNA of Bacillus rossius redtenbacheri, 3660 nucleotides long. RefSeq names its product atlastin-like. NCBI's taxonomy places the organism in Eukaryota, Metazoa, Arthropoda, Insecta, Phasmatodea, Bacillidae. The record is from RefSeq and is a predicted model, not a curated record. Bases 1794 to 3566 code for a protein of 590 amino acids. The transcript has 9 exons. Gene Ontology annotation, molecular function: GTP binding; GTPase activity.